UAAAUAAUAAUAAUAAUAAUAAUAACAGUAAUAAUAAAAAAGUGAAAGUAAUUUUUUUAAAUUGAAAAUAGUUAAAAAAAAUAAUUCAACAUGUUUUUAAAUGACACUUUGUUGAUGUUAAUGUACACCGCCAAUAUUAUGUCAACCAUUCCUAAUGAAACAAAAUCGGAUAAUCAUCAAAUUGAUGAUCAAAUGGAUCGAAUUAAUACAACGACCACAACUCUUUCGCCCGAAGAGCAGGAAAACAAAUUCGAUUUCGAGGACGAAUGGUACAUGUGGAGAUGUUAUCAACCUUAUGGAUGCUUUUACAUUGGAGCUCCAUGGUCUGGUGAUAAUCGACCAGUUUCAACGUUUCCAAUGAGACCAGACAAUAUAAAUCCUCGAUUUCUACUUUAUAAUCGAAAAGAACCAAAUAAAUCGCAUUCCUUAAUUAUUGAUAAAAAGGAAACAAUACAAAAUUCCCCUUUGAAAAAAGAUUCAACGGUUUUUUUUAUAAUUCACGGAUAUCUUGAUAAUGGAGAUAAAACAUGGGUCCUGAGAAUGACAAAAGAAUUAUUAACAAGAGAAGAUAGCAAUGUCGUGGUUGUAAAUUGGUUGGGAGGAGCUGGACCACCUUACACACAAGCUGUUGCAAAUACAAGAUUAGUCGGUGCAAUGACAGCACGAUUAGCAUCGCAAUUAAUUGAAAUAGCAAAAAUAAAACCAGCAAAAAUUCACAUAAUUGGACACAGUUUAGGAGCUCAUACAGCUGGAUAUGUUGGUUAUCAUCUACGAAUUCAAUAUGGUUAUCGAUUAGGAAGAAUAACAGGUUUGGAUCCAGCUGAACCUCAUUUCAGUAAUACUUCACCAAUGGUGAGACUGGAUCCAACGGAUGCUGAUUUUGUCACAGCCCUUCAUACAGAUUGUAAUCCUUUUAUUAGCGGUGGACUUGGUAUCACUCAACCUGUCGGUCAUAUUGAUUUUUAUCCAAACGGAGGACGCAAUCAACCAGGUUGCGAUGAAGGUGUACUAAAUUCUAUUUCCCUCGAGCGAGGAAGUUUCUUUAGAGGAAUCAAAAGAUUUCUCGGUUGUAACCACAUUAGAAGUUACGAAUACUUCAUGGAGAGUAUAAACACUGCCUGUCCCUUUAUAGCAGUGCCUUGCGAAUCUUGGGAUAAAUUUUUAGAAGGUAGUUGCUUCGACUGUGUGAAUCAAUAUUGCCCCAGGUUUGGAUUUGAUGCACAACCAGGAAACUAUCAUGCAUCAGUUUAUCUCAUGACUGGUCGAGAAAAGCCUUUCUGUAGAGGUCACUAUCGAGUUAAGAUAAAUAUUUCAAAGACAGUUGAGAGUAUGGAUCAUGGUGGCGAAGUGGGAAAGUUUGUCAUGAAGGUAAUUGGAGCAAAUGAGAAAAUGACCGAGAAAUUGCAACUAAGCGAAACUUCCGAGUACUAUGAGCCUGGAAGUACUCACACGGUAGUUUUGUCUGGUGAUGUUGUUGGUAAACCGGAAGCUGUUGAAUUAACCUGGGAAUAUCAAACUUCAGUUUUCAAUCCACUUACUUGGAGAAUAUUGCAUAAACCAAAAGCCUAUAUUGAUUUUUUAACUGUUGAUAGUUUGGAAUUCAGUACCGGAAUCACUGUAUGUCCGGAUGAAACAAAAACUCUUAUUGCGAACGAGCCGAAAAUUUUAACAGUGGAAAAUUGUCGAAAUACAGAUCUUAAUAUAGUUUCAACGUGAAGGGGACUAUUACAAAAAAUAAGAUUCAUCAAUAUUGCAUUUCAAUUUCGAGCCUUGAAGUUUUAUAAAAACAUAAAAAAUUUUUCCAUUUCUUAUAUUAUAUUAUUUCAUAACAAAUGUUAAAAGAGCACGAGAAGUGUAUAUUUUUAAAUUUUUAACUUUGCUUCAAAGCGUGUUUGAAACAUUUAAAAUCAACUCGAUUUUCGAGGACUUCAUUGCAAGACUUUAUUUGAAAUCUACGUCAUUAUUAUAAAAAAAUUAACAUUAAAUAUUUAUUCUUUAUAACUUCUUUUUUGUAUUUUAAUCUUUUUCUAUAUAUAUAGUAAUAAAUUUU
Molecule: messenger RNA, 2050 nt
Organism: Leptopilina boulardi
Lineage: Eukaryota; Metazoa; Arthropoda; Insecta; Hymenoptera; Figitidae
Product: inactive pancreatic lipase-related protein 1-like
Exons: 7
Coding region: 91-1716 (541 amino acids)
Biological process (GO): lipid metabolic process
Molecular function (GO): triacylglycerol lipase activity
Source: RefSeq, a predicted model, not a curated record